This is a messenger RNA of Emiliania huxleyi CCMP1516, 1066 nucleotides long. RefSeq lists its product as hypothetical. The record is from RefSeq and is a predicted model, not a curated record. NCBI's taxonomy places the organism in Eukaryota, Haptophyta, Isochrysidales, Noelaerhabdaceae. The coding region runs from base 430 to 894 and encodes 154 amino acids. The transcript has a single exon.
GUCGGUCGCCCCCCCUCCCUGGCCGUGCCUACUCCGGCCGUCGCCACCACUCGCUACGAGCGGCAACUCGAUGAGUACAUAGCCGCCGCGCAGCUCUCCCUCGCCUCCCCCGUCGCUGCCGAGCCGCUCCCGCUCCCGUCCGAGGACGGCGCCGCUCUCCUCGACCUCCUCGCCAUCGAGGCUGCCCGAGAUUGCCCGAGAUGGCCCGAGAUUGCCCGAGACUGCCCGAGAUCACACUCUCGCCCUCGAGGCUGUGCUCUCGCGGUGUAGAGGGAUAACACACCACGCGUGACACACGGUCCCACGCAACACUUCACGCCCACGCGCAACGCGCUCUGCAUGGCGCUCUGCCGUGCGCCUUGACCCGGCGCGGCGGGCCCACAUCUUGGGACGCUUUCUCCCUCCCUCCCCCUCUCUCAUUAGGCUGGCAUGCGGUCGCUCCAGGGCUUGCCGACGGCGCUCGCCCAACCCACGGCGGAGGUCGCCUACCGCCACCGCCUUCCGCCCGCCGCCGUCGACCUCAAGGGGGGGGGAGGGGGGGCCAAGCCGUCCGCACUGACACCGCGCACGCGCCCUCCCACGCCUUCACCUCCGGAAGUGGAGAAGCCCCCGCUGGAGGAGGCCCCACCGCCGGCGCCCCGCCCGCAGCAGAGCCGCCCCCUCCCCGCGCCCGGCCCGCCCCGGAAGCGUCGCCUCGCGGCGGCGACGACGCUGGUGAGCAAGGUGGAGCUGAUUCGGGAGGAGCUGCAGCUGCUGCCGCGCGAGCCCGAGGCGUCCAUCUCGGCUCUGCUGCGCGAGGCGCACCUCGUGCUGUGCAUGCAGCCCGUCGGAGGGCUCGUGACGCAAGCGGGCGCGGUCCUGGCCUACCUCUUCGGGGAGGGAGACGGAGAGUGAGGAGGGAGCAAGGCGUGGGCGGCGGGGAGAGCGAGGCGACGGACGAGGCCGAGGCCGUGCGGCGAGAGGUCGGGGCGCUAGUCGGGGCGCUGUGACAGCUCAUCGUUUCCACCGUAACGAAUGAAGGCCUGAAAGUCUUAGUUCCGUCCUCUUGAAAUUAUUCUAUAUUCAU